Messenger RNA from Rubroshorea leprosula, 1521 nucleotides. The record is from the annotation of a GenBank genome assembly. Lineage: Eukaryota; Viridiplantae; Streptophyta; Magnoliopsida; Malvales; Dipterocarpaceae.
AGCAUCAUUUUCUUCAUAACACCAUCCAACGACAAGGCAAACCCCACCAAAAAUGGUGGGCAAAUGGCUUCUGCGCCUGACAAUGGUGGUGAUGCUGGUGGCAUUGGUGAAUGGCAAUGAGUCUGUGAGGCCGGUGGUGAAGAUAGUGAAGGGCAAGAAGUUGUGUGAUAAAAGGUUGGGAGUGCAAAGGUCUGUCAGCAUACUGCUGCAAUGAGACCAUAUCCGACUACUUCCAAGCCUACCAGUUUGAGAACCUUUUCUCAAAAAGGAAUGAGCCUGUGGCUCAUGCUGCUGGCUUUUGGGAUUACAACUCUUUUAUCACUGCCGCAGCGCUUUACCAGCCUCUCGGGUUCGGAACCACAGGAGGGAAGCUACAGGGGAUGAAGGAAGUGGCAGCGUUUCUUGGCCAUGUGGGCAGCAAAACCUCAUGUGGUUAUGGAGAAGCAACAGGAGGGCCAUUGGCCUGGGGUUUAUGCUACAACAAGGAAGUGAGCCCCAGCAAACUUUAUUGUGAUGAAUAUUUCAAGUACACCUAUCCCUGCACCCCUGGAGUUUCAUACUAUGGCCGUGGUGCCCUUCCCAUCUAUUGGAACUACAACUAUGGAGAAACAGGGGAGGCCCUGAAUGUGGACCUGUUGAACCAUCCAGAAUACAUAGAACAAAAUGCUACCUUGGCCUUCCAGGCUGCAAUCUGGCACUGGAUGACCCCAGUUAAGAAGCAACUGCCUUCGGCCCACGACGCUUUUGUUGGGAACUGGAAGCCCACUAAAAACGACACUCUGGCCAAGAGAGUGCCUGGUUUUGGCACCACCAUGAAUGUUCUGUAUGGAGACCAAGUCUGUGGAGAGCAGGGUGAUACUGAAUCCAUGAACAACAUAAUCUCCCAUUAUCUUCAUUACCUUGACCUGAUGGGCGUUGGCAGAGAAGGAGGAGGGCCACAUGAAUUGCUCUCCUGUGAGGAACAGGAAGCUUUCAGCCCUUCUUCUACCUCUGCAACACCUUCCUAAGAUUUGUCCCUGGUGAUGUAUUAGCCUGUCCAUUGAUUAUUGAACCGAAAUUCUGUUUUGGAGAAAAUGGCAUUAAAUAAUGGAGAGCUAUCAUAACAUAAUGGAUAUGUUACAGACUUGACAUAAUUUUGAGGCUUAUUUUGCCUCCAAUUGGAGCAUCGUGCUUCGAGAUCAGCCCUGUUUGAUGGACUUGAUAGCCUUGAGGAGGGUGGUCUUAGGGCCUCCAGUUCAUACCCUGGUGAAGUUAGAGAGUGUGACAAUGACAAAGCUAUGGAUAGUUUGUAGGACCAAGUUUCUUUUCUCAAAAGAGUAAGCUUUAUUUGGCCUUAUUUCAAACUCCUGUCAAUCUAGGUGGAACUAUGGUGUUAUCGACAUACUUUAAUGAUUCAAAUUUGAAAAUCCCUAGAGGUGAGCGAGGUUGCUGAAAUGCUAGAUCUGGGUUUGAGAGAAGAAGAAGAAAGGAGAAGAGAGAGAAAUAAAGAAUAAGAAGAAGAAAGAAAAAGUGUAAUCCCAA